UGACUCUCACCGCAGUAUUACCCAGCACUGAAGGAUCGCAGAGGAGAGUCGCACUACAGACCCCAUCAUGAACUCUACACACAGCUCCAUCUGCUGCAGUUGUGCACUACAGGUCCAUACACUGAAUCGCUUCUGGAUGCUCCUGUGUUGCCUCAUUAUCCUGCCCCAGUGGCCAGUGGUGGCUGAGAAUCUCUGUGGUUCCGAGCUCGUGGACACGCUGCAGUUUGUCUGUGGCGACCGAGGCUUUUAUUUCGAUAAGAAUUCCGUAAAGCCAAGUACAGGGAUCGUGGAGAGAUGCUGUUUCAAGAGCUGCGACUUGCAGCUGCUGGAAUCAUACUGUGCGACUCCCGAGACGGCGAACUCCAUGUCCCUGUUUACUCCCACCCAACAACAGGAGGAAAGUUUGCAUAAGCCAUACAAAGAGAACAAGUUUUCCCAGUGGGUUUUAAGAAGCAAGCAUGCAGCUCAGGAGCCGAGCUCCCCCCGCAGUCAGACGUCGUUGAUGGCUCUGCUGAGCAAGAUGCCAAGGAAGGCCGCAGGACCUCGGCGAACAAGGUUAUGAUAGCAUGGAGGAAGGAGGGAAGGCAGGACGCACUAAUUCCCACAGGUCUUUCCUCUUCGACAUUACUGUGAAUUCAAUGCUAAUGAUCAAAAUCAGAAUGGAGAAGUGAGCUGGAGUGAACCAGUGGAUUUUGUUCAGCAAAAAGUUUUGCUCAUCACGCUGUUCUGAACUGUUUUGCUCUCUCUCUCCUCACUCUUGUGCCUCUGCUCUCUCUCAUCAUCUGGCCAAGAGGAAGAAAUUCAGAAUUCCUGCAACAGAAUUUCAAACAGCUGAUUCUCAAUAUGCCCUGUAGCCAAUAUCAAUUUUCCGUGUGGGCUCUUUAUUAGAGGAAAGUGAGGAUAUCUGGACAGAAAAUAACUGAAAAUCACACUCACUCACUAAGUUUCCUCAGGCAAAGCACACGAAGCCUGCGUUUCGGGGCUCAAGUUCACCCGCAAGUUCGAGUUCCAAUUUAUCAUCAUCACUGUUACUUUCAAGUUUAUUUAUUAGUGAUGCAGUGCGGAAUAGACCCUUCCAGCCCUACGAGCCACUCCGCCCAGCAACCCCCAACAACCCCGAAUUAACCCUGAACCUAAUCACAGGACAAUUUACGAUGACCGAUUGACCUACCCGGUACACCUUUGGACAGUGGGAGGGAGCAGAAGCACCCGGAGAAAUCCCACACAUCCCACAAAGAGGACUCCUUACGAAGGUCACCGGGAUUGAACUCCGAACUUCGCACCCUGAGCUGUUAUAGUACCACACUAACCGCUAUGUUACCGUGGCACCCUAAAUACAGUGUACACUGGGUGUCAGAAUUAUAAAUAGAUCGUGCUCAGGAUGGGUCAGGCAGAAUCAGUGGAGGGAGAGAGGCUUUGGCAAUCUAUUAUCUAUUAAUUAUGAGAUAAUUAUCUAUUAUAUCUAUUAUAAUAGAUAUAAUCUAUUAUCUAUAAUAUUAUUACAAUAGAUAAUCUAUUACCUAUUAUUAUAGAUCUAUUAUCUAUUAUCAUUUCUCCAGAGAUGCUGUCCAACCUGCUGAGCAUUUCCAAUAUUUUCUCUCCCUAGUAACCUCUCAUCAAAUGUCCUACAAUUGGGUUGCAGAAAAAGCCUAAAGCAGCAUGGAAGCCGGACGGGGCAGGGGCUGCGGUGGGGGAAGGGUGAGGAAGGUCGCAUAAAAUCCUCCUGUGAACUUGGCACAGUCAACCUACCUACAAAGGACCUUUCCCUCCCUGAAGUCUUAAGCAAAAUCGGAUAUGGCAUUGGCUGGCUUCACAAUGAUCAAUCACCUGCAGAGGAGUGUUCUCACCAUUGGCACUGGUCAACUUCAGUGACAAUUGUAGGUGCCCAUUGUCUCCGAUGUCAAACUACCUAGAGCUGUACUUAAUGCCUGUUGACUUGAUUUGUAUGUACAGUGGUUCAGUGGAUUCUGGUUCAUUGGGACACAUCAGGACCAGCACAUUUUGGGCCCAAUUAUAACAUUCAAGAUGAUUGAUGAUUCCUUCAAAUUCUUUGUAGUUCCUAACUUGAAGCAGUGAAAUUGUUCCAUUUUCACUCCCGGUUGUUUCUGGCAUCCCCAAGUCUGAAUGCUUGAAACCGCAGUGGGCACAGCAGUUCUGGAUUGUCUCACUGCUUAUUUCUCACUGACUGUCAGUGACAACGAUGACUGCUUUUUGAACACAAACAUGCGUAACUGAUGCUACUUAAGAACUCUUUACUCUAAGCACGGUGCGGUAUCUAAUGGCCACACGAUGCUAGGUAGAAACUGUUCGGCAAUUGUGUCCUACUCCAAUUAAGCAGCACAGUGUCCCAAAUAAACAAAGAAAAUCCUGGCUAUUUUCUCAAUUAGCUUUUGUCCUUUAAAAGCUAUCUCCCAGAUAACUGGCUGCCCUGAUUAAUGGAUGCCCAAUUCACGGAAUCCACUGUAUCCCAUCGCAAUUUGUCUAGUAACCAUGUGUCAUCAUUACAGGUCUUUGCCAGCAUUAUAACACGUUACAGUGUGACUCUACCGUAACCCAUUGCUAUUAUAUACCAGAACAUUGCAAUGUCGAUCCACUAAUUUUCAGUAUUCACAGUGGAUGAUGUGCUUUAUAAGCUGAAACUUUCUCCAGUCUUUGUAUUGUCAGUGCGCAAAGGAAUAAAGAGAGAUUUCCACUUCCUGGGAAGUCCCUAGCAGUUAGUGUAAUGCCAUUGCAGUGCUACUGACCGGCUUCAGGUCUGCCACUGUUUGUAACGACUUUCUACAGUUUCCUGGUGACCACGCAGAUUUCCUCCGGCUGCUCUGGUUUCCUCCCGCAUCCCAAAGACAGAUUGUUCUGGAGGUUAAUUGGGCGUAAUUGGGCCACAAGGGCCUGUUAACUUGCUGUAUCUCUAAAUAAUAAAGUAAAUAUA
This is a messenger RNA of Hypanus sabinus (Atlantic stingray), 2929 nucleotides long. RefSeq names its product insulin-like growth factor I. Gene Ontology annotation, molecular function: hormone activity. Bases 68 to 562 code for a protein of 164 amino acids. The record is from RefSeq and is a predicted model, not a curated record. The transcript is spliced from 4 exons. Gene Ontology annotation, cellular component: extracellular region. Lineage: Eukaryota; Metazoa; Chordata; Chondrichthyes; Myliobatiformes; Dasyatidae.